This is a messenger RNA of Malus domestica (apple), 2794 nucleotides long. The record is from RefSeq and is a predicted model, not a curated record. NCBI's taxonomy places the organism in Eukaryota, Viridiplantae, Streptophyta, Magnoliopsida, Rosales, Rosaceae.
UUCGAUUUAUUUUCGGAUUUAUAGGUAAUUGGAGCUUUUUCUGGAGGCAUAUUGAUCUAGUUCGCGCAAUGCUCGGAAUGGUUGAAAUUGAACUGAUUUCUUCUUGUUUGAAAGUAUAUGAAUUUUUGGUGCAUUUUGUUCUUUUCGUUCAUUCGAUACCUGAUUAAGUUGGCAUCGGUAUUCUUAUUGAAAAAGGGGAAGGUGGGAAAUUGUUUUUGCUCAGUAUUAAAUCAGAAAGUGAAAGCUUAAGUUUGUGUGAUGGAAGCAUGAAAAAUUGAUUUUCUCACAAGUCUUGAAUUUGUAAUGCUGUACAAGUAUGUAAUGCAAAGGCUGUGCCUGGAGCGAUGAGAGGAAAAGAAAAAAGACCAGGAAAACAGAAAUUUUCAGUUGUUUGAGGGUAUGGCCGGUAACAAACUAGAGGACGUGCCUGAAAAUUUUGAGCUAACCCAGCAAGUAACUGAACCUUCUGAGUCAUUGGAACCUGAAAUGACAAAGCAAAGUGGGAAGUAUAAUCUUCGCAAAAGUUUAGCUUGGGAUAGUGCGUUUUUCACCAGUGCAGGUGUUCUGGAUCCCGAGGAGCUGUCUUGCAUGAUUGAAGGAGAUAAGACUGGGAAAAAGAUGUUACCUGGAAUUCAAGAGGAAGUUCACAGAUCCUCUGAUUCAAUCUCCACAUUAGAAAGUGAUACUUUGACACUAGAAAGUAUUGAGGCUAAUUUGUUUGAAGAUGUGAGAGCUUCAAUCCAGAAAUCAAGUAAAGCAUCCAAAGCAGUGAAUGAAAGUAUGAAAGAUGGUUUGGGAGUAACAGAAACCAACAAUAGCAGUUCUUCGAAGGGUGUAGAUGUUGUUUCUCAAAACAAGGUGAUGCCUAGACUUGCUUCUAAGAAGCCAACUGUUAGUGUGCAAAAAGCAGGGAAAGUGAAAAAGCCAUCUACAUGUCCAGUAGUAUCACAGUCUGCUUCUGUACAUCGAGACGCAACCUCCCUUCUGAAGCAAACAAAGCUAUUAGGGAAGCCUAGUCCUAGCCCAACACCUUUAACCAAGAGGGCUUCUCUGGGUAGCAAUCUUAUCCAAAUGGAAAAGGAUAACGUUAAAAGCACAACUGGUAGAGGGGCUCCAUUGCCAAAAAUACCCUCAAGUUCACGAGUUCUACCUAGGCCUGGACCAUCUUCCUCCUUGGAUGCUUCACCUGGAACUAAGAGAGAAGCAGCUUCUUCCUCAAUUGAUAAUUCUGGCAGCACUUCUAACAACAUUGGUCCCUUCAACUCCAAAAGAAAAACUGAUUCCAAUCCACCUUCCUCUGGUUCUACCUGCAAAACACCACCACGAAUUAAGCCAGGAAAUAAAAGUCAAUCUGGAAAAUCUCAUCUGUCAACUAACAAGGUGCCUGGGACAAAGCUGCUUACUAUUACAUCCCCUGCUCGCUCAUGGUCCUCAGAGUCGUCAUCAUCAUCAUCAUCAAUUUCAACUUUAAACAAAACGUCAUACAGUCCAAGAGCUAGCCUUGACACAAGAUCUUCCAAAAGCGGUUCUGUAGAAGGUGAUGCACCAGAGACUAUGGAUUUGGAGAACCAUGCCUAUGAUCAAAGCUCAACUGGAGAUGAAACUCAGGUGACUGGGGUGCUUCGUCGUUGUGAUGUGAAAGCUUCAACUGAAAAUAGUGCACUUCCUCCAGCUUCAAAACCUUCCGGACUACGAUUGCCAUCACCCAAAAUUGGCUUCUUUGAUGGGGCAAAGUCAGUGGUGUCCUCCCCGAAGGGAAGUAUGCAGCCUCAUCCUGUCAUACGUAGUGGCUUGCCUAAAAGUGGGGCACGAAAUGUUAGCCUGAGUGCGGGACAAAACAAGGGAAAAGUGGGAAAGCUUCAAGCUGUUAGAAAUGUAUCUAAAUUGGGGAAUAAGACCCCUGAUGCUCAAAAAACCUCCUUUAACACGAAACCUAAUUCUCUAGUACCACUCCAGCAAGCAUCCAGUGCUGCAAAGAAGGUCCUUAGUCCUUCAAGGAACAGCGUUUCUCCUACAGUUCCAAGUAAAGGGCUUCAUAAAUCUGGCAGAGAAAAUCGCUUGAAGGGUGAGAAAGUUGAAACUGAAGGACAUGGUAUUGACAUUAAUGAGCGAGAAAACUGUGUUGUAGAGUUGAAGGACAGCUCUGCUUUCUCGAAAGAUAAAGUGAGCCCACAAUCGAAGGUUCAUUCCCAUGGGAAGGCUGCGAAAGUCACUCCUAUUGAUGGCGGGUCCCCUACUAUCUUUGAUACAAGUUCCACUUUUGAUGCUGACAAUAUAACCCUUUCUGAUAAAAUGGGUGAUGCAACAUACGAACCAAGUGAUUUCAAGUAGACGGAAAGAUCCCAUCUCGAAGAUCAGGUUGGUGACUUGAGCAAACAAGUAGAUGCCAUGAACAUAAAAACAGAGACUCAGUAAAUGCUGGUUGGUGAUUCUCUCUUGUCAACUCAAUUUCAUUAGUGAAGAUAAUGCUGGUGCUGCUAGAACUGUGAUUCAGAUGAUGUUUAUUGAUUGUGCCAAAAUGGAGUAAGUCCUUAAAUUAAGGCCGGAAAAAGCAUGUGGGUUUGUUGAUGAUUCAAGAGGAUCAACUGUGCUGAAGGGAGAACGAGCCGAAAUUAGGGCAGUAGCGUAGAAGCUGGUCAUGUUACAUAGGAUUGUUGUGUAGGACUUUGCAUUGUAAAUUGUUUCUUUGGUGCAUAUAUCAAGAAGAAGAACGCACUUCAGUUGCCAAUUAAAUGGUUUUUCGUGUACUCUUAUUCGAUAUUAUUAAGUCAUAUAUUUAUAGUGUGUUUGUUUU